GUCAUCCAUCUUUGUUUUUGAGAGAAAACCGCAAGCACAGCGUUCCAAUCUGAAUCCAACAGCUUUCGUGAAAAAUAUUUUAAGUUUUAUUUGUGCAAGAUCGCCGAUAAUCACAGAAAAUGGGUGACAAAGAUCAAAGCAUCAUGGAUAAAUCCAUGCGAUCUGUGUUCGUUGGAAAUAUACCUUACGAAGCUACGGAAGAGAAAUUGAAGGAUAUUUUCAGUGAAGUCGGACCGGUUAUUUCCUUAAAGUUGGUGUUCGAUCGCGAAAGUGGUAAACCAAAAGGUUAUGGAUUUUGUGAAUACAAGGACCAAGAAACGGCACUUAGUGCAAUGCGUAAUCUCAAUGGUUACGAAAUCGGAGGUCGUGCGUUGCGCGUGGACAACGCUUGUACGGAGAAAUCACGCAUGGAAAUGGCUGCAUUAUUGCAAGGUCCGCAGAUCGAUAAUCCGUAUGGGGAUCCGUGUGAUCCAUUAAUGGCCCCGGAAAUAGUAACCAAAACUGUAGUUUCAUUGCCACCGGAGCAGAUGUAUGAAUUAAUGAAACAGAUGAAAACUUGCUUCCAAAACAAUCCGGUGGAGGCACGUAAUAUGUUGCUUCAAAAUCCACAGUUGGCUUACGCACUUCUCCAGGCUCAAGUGGUCAUGAGAAUUGUUGAUCCGGCCACUGCUGUUACUUUUUUGCAUAAGGCAAACCAAAUGCCUCCGAUACUGUCAGGUGAUUCAGUAAGCAUUCCACCGUCGCAACAUUCUCCGAUACCCAUGCCGGUUCCAGCUCCGAUGCCAGUUCCUCCUGUAGGAGGAUCUUCGUCAUUUGCUCCUACUGCAGGGCACGAUAUAGAUCUGCGAAAUGUAGAUCCUCGCAUUUCACGUCAACUUAAUUUGGAUCAGGAUAUGCGUUCGAUACCAUCGACAGGUGGAAGCAUGCCACCCCCAAUGGACAAUUUCAACAAUCAACGUGCUGCGCCACCGCGUCCAAUAGGUCCGCAAGCUCCUCCACCAUCCAAUCCAUUUCCAGUUGAUCCACGUCAACGCCCAGCGGAUCCCCGACAAGGUCCGAAAGAUCCACGCCAACAAGCAGGUGGAUCCAACCGCCCACCGGCACCACCAUCGUCAUCAUCAAUGGCAGCUGCUAGCGCUGCGGCUGCAGCUUCAUCCAACGGUAUUCCAAAUGAUGCAUCUGAUCAGGAAAAAGCUGCUCUCAUCAUGCAGGUUUUGCAGCUUUCGGAUGAACAGAUUGCAAUGCUGCCACCGGAGCAACGCACCAGUAUUCUGGUGCUCAAGGAGCAAAUCGCUAAAAGCACUCAACGCUAAUAAGGCAUUAUGCUUGAUAAAUAAACAUCAGAUGAUCAAACUGUAAAA
Messenger RNA from Armigeres subalbatus, 1361 nucleotides. It is a transcript of the gene CstF64, whose product is annotated as cleavage stimulation factor subunit 2 tau variant. Gene Ontology annotation, biological process: mRNA 3'-end processing. Gene Ontology annotation, molecular function: mRNA binding. The coding region runs from base 120 to 1313 and encodes 397 amino acids. The record is from RefSeq and is a predicted model, not a curated record. NCBI's taxonomy places the organism in Eukaryota, Metazoa, Arthropoda, Insecta, Diptera, Culicidae. The transcript is spliced from 3 exons. Gene Ontology annotation, cellular component: mRNA cleavage and polyadenylation specificity factor complex.